This is a messenger RNA of Diabrotica virgifera virgifera (western corn rootworm), 645 nucleotides long. RefSeq names its product integrin beta-nu-like. The record is from RefSeq and is a predicted model, not a curated record. The transcript has 2 exons. Gene Ontology annotation, cellular component: integrin complex; focal adhesion; cell surface. Lineage: Eukaryota; Metazoa; Arthropoda; Insecta; Coleoptera; Chrysomelidae. Gene Ontology annotation, molecular function: integrin binding. Gene Ontology annotation, biological process: integrin-mediated signaling pathway; cell-matrix adhesion; cell migration. The coding region runs from base 1 to 645 and encodes 214 amino acids.
AUGUGCCAGGAUGGUUUUGCAGGAGAAGACUGUACAUGCUCUGAAUCUGAAUCGGAAUGUAGUUUCGAUGGAGCUGUUCUUUGUAAUGAACAGGGAGAAUGUAAAUGUAAUAAAUGUAACUGCAAUCAGGGAUACACCGGCAAGUACUGUGAAAAAAAUACACAAAAACAAAAAAAUAUCAUUUGUGAAGCUUAUAAUAAAGACGUUCAAAAUUUCCUAACACGAAAUGAGUCAUCAUCGGAUAAUGCAAACUUAGACAUAAUCGAUGAAUCCAGUAAAAAUGAAUUAAGUUGUGCUGAAAAUUUGGACAUCUGUCAUAUUGACGCAAGUAAAGACAACGGUUACUGUAUUAUAGAAUAUUGUUACUACAAGUCAGAAGAUACAGGAAGACCAGUUAUACUAGCCAGAAAGAUUUGUAGAAUGGCGGCAAGUGUUAAAAUGAUGAUGCUUUUCGGGGGAAUUGUAGGUUUAAUACUUGCGAUAGGUCUCGUCGUUAUUUUUAUAAUUAAGAUUAAUAAUUACCGACAAGAACGUGCAGAAUAUAGAAGAUUUGAAGCCGAAGCUAAAAAUACGGCUGAAUUAAAUCCGCUUUACAGAAGCCCUGUGGUACAAUACACUAAUCCAUUAAGAACAAAAAAUGAAUAA